CUUUGCUUUACCCCGAUUGAACCCACGAGAACUAAAACCCGAUACUGAUAGUACACGAUGUCGAGAUUCACAUCAACCCAGUCAACGUCUACGACUUCCUCCUUCCUCUCCUCCUUCAACCACUUCCUCGCUUCCAUCAUUGAUAUCCUCAAAUCGGUCUUCCACACCGCCAUUGCGUUCCUCGAAUUCGUCUUUGCACUCUCCACCGACUUGUUCACGGUUGCAUUCAAUGUUCUGUCUAGCACCCUUGGUGCAGCUGUGAACUUCACCCGAGGCGUCGUGUCCACUGCUUUGGACUUUGUCGGUGGAAUUACCAAGUCGGUGUUGGGCCUCUUCCGAGGUGUCGUUGGAUUCAUUGCUGGCAACUUCAUCGCCAUCUCCCUCCUCAUCGGCGCCUACUACCUCUACACCUCCUACCAACGCCAAUCCCAGCGCAACCCCAAUGCACCCGUCAAAGACCUCGCCAAAGCCACCCUCACCGACGCCACCACCCGUGUCCAGCAAGACGCCUCGCACACCUGGUCUACCGCCGCUGGUAAAGCCCACGAGGCGACCGAGAGGGUCAAAAGUGAAGCCCAUGGAGCGCAGGAGAAGGCUAAGGAUAAGGCCCAUGAGUUGAAGGCUCGGGAGAAGGCGGGAGAGAAGAAGGCCAAGGACAAGACUAAUGCUGCUACGGAGAAGACCAAGGCUGCUUGGAACGAGUCGGAUGCACCGAAGUAUAGUGAGAAGGUUAAGGCUAAUUUCCCUGAUGUUCCUGCCCAGAAGGUGAGGAACUAAGGUGGAGAAGGGAUGAUUUUGGCUCUUGUAACAUAGUUUUCGAAUUCUUGUACCCCGGUAGUGUAAAUGUGCUGAUAAUCAUUCAUCUGUCGUACAUUCUGAAAGCCCCAGAAUAUGAGUUUGGACGUGUAUUAUUAUUAGUCGACGGCGAUACAAUAACGUCUAUUAUAAAUAAAGUAAUAAAGC
This is a messenger RNA of Coprinopsis cinerea okayama7#130, 963 nucleotides long. RefSeq lists its product as hypothetical. The transcript is spliced from 2 exons. The record is from RefSeq and is a predicted model, not a curated record. The coding region runs from base 58 to 777 and encodes 239 amino acids. Lineage: Eukaryota; Fungi; Basidiomycota; Agaricomycetes; Agaricales; Psathyrellaceae.